This is a messenger RNA of Mycotypha africana, 644 nucleotides long. RefSeq lists its product as uncharacterized. The record is from RefSeq and is a predicted model, not a curated record. Lineage: Eukaryota; Fungi; Mucoromycota; Mucoromycetes; Mucorales; Mycotyphaceae. The transcript is spliced from 2 exons. The coding region runs from base 68 to 529 and encodes 153 amino acids.
UUAGCUAUUUUAUUCAACGUGUUUUUGCUUGUAUUUUGCUGAUUUCCACGUCAUCUUUGAUGUUGUUAUGGCCGAAUUUAACCCUUUUCAAAUCAAACGAAUAACAUCUGAUGUAAAGAUAGAAGAGAACAACAAUCUAUCUGAAAAAGAACCACAGCAAAAGUAUCAGUAUCAGUUGCCGCCACCAACUCCUACAUCUCCUUCCUUACCUCCUUUGAUCUCUACCACUAUUUCUGUUGGCCGACAGCAACAGCAACAGCAACCUAACGCGUCACAGACUGCUUCUUUACUUACGCCAUCCUCACCUGCGGGCCAGCAAACGCAAUUUCCUACACCCACGCCUACUUCUGUGACAGAGUCCGUCACAGCCCAACCUCAUCCACCACCUACCUCACAUCCCAUUAUUGCUCCUCAGCAGAAAAAUCAAACAAAAACCACCAUGCUGCAAAAUAAACCCGAGCUGAUAGAUAUGAAAAUUCGAAAGGUAGAAGACGCGAAAUUGAUAAGCGCUCUUCACGACAUUUUCUAACCAUGCUUUGCUCUUUAUUAUCUCUUUCUAGAAUGCUUGUGUUGUAUGCAGUAUUUGUUUCACUUGCGCAAAAUUCUAUGGUAUUGAUUGUCAAUGUCCUGAAGUUCAACCGAGA